This is a messenger RNA of Amoebophrya sp. A25, 2257 nucleotides long. Lineage: Eukaryota; Dinophyceae; Syndiniales; Amoebophryaceae. The record is from the annotation of a GenBank genome assembly.
CUGAUCCACUGUCGUGUUGAAGAUCUUCAUGAUCCUCGUCUUGGUACUGUUGAAAUUGAUAAAUAAUUAAACUAAAUAAACUAUCAACAGAGUCGGUGUCUACUCCUAAAAAAGUAGAGUCCCUCAGAUAUUACAACGAUGCAGGGUUCACGACCGUGCUGCUUGACGAGCAGAACCAUGUCGUCUCGGGAACGAACAACGACACCUUCGGGUACUAGGGUACGGCGGUCCAUCCGAACCAUGUCCUCGAUAGCAGCAUCAAUGUUCCUGCUGCCCGCCAAGACCGUAAUAGCAGAAGAACAGUGUGUUCAAAAAAAUUGGUGGGAGAUCAGCUCUAUGGAGAAUGCAGAGUCUCUAGCCCUCAUGUUCGAUCGUGAGUCUAGGAGAUACUUUGUCUAUCGCGAGGGACACAUCACAAGCAGUCGGAAGGCGCUCUCUAUGUAUAGUUUGACUAUUCUUUUCGUUAGUUACUACCUCUUCUAGGGAAGAUGACCACUGACUACGCAACCUCUUCUACAACUGCUACUCAGUGCUAUCUCCAAGGUCCUCGAUGAGAAUCUCACAGCUGCAGGGACAAUUACAGGACGCUCUCUUGUUCACUAUCCAAUUGAAUGCACUGACCAACUACAGGUACUUCGAAAUCGCCCGUGCUCCCUUCGUGAAAAAUAUCUGCGAAAUCGGCUUCAAUGCUGGCCACUCUACGUCCAUUUUUCUGAACGCCAACCCUAAUGCUCGCGUUUGGUCCUUUGACUUGGGCCAAUUCGACUACACCAUUCGCCAAGGAGAUUUGGCCAGGGAGCUCUUUCCCGAUAGGUUUCACCUGACUCUUGGCCCAUCUCAGGAGAGUGUCGAAGAAUUCCACAGACUAUAUUAAGGCUGACGACGGGUGCAAGUUGUUUGUGUUUCAUGAUCUUCUGCUUGUUUGAACAAGGUUGGUGGCAAAGACGCCGUGCACAGUAGAGUGCAAAGACGGUGAGUGUGCACAGUAGAGUGCAAAGACUGUGAGUGUGCACAGUAGAGUGAGUCUCAUAAAAAAAUAAGAUCUUCCAUCUCCAAUCCCUCCGCUAAUCUUCCCCUGAUAUAACCUGCGACGUAAUUUCGGUUGACGGUGACCACAGUACCGAAGGGACAUACACAGACCUGGUGAACAUGCGAAAGAUGGCUACUUGCAGGAACUGGGUAAGAAAGUUUUUUCUAGAAGUCGACUAUAUGUUCUUGGGAGUAGAACAGUCGUCGUGAACAGUGACCUUUUUUCAGGAACUGGUUCUGUAUGCUGACUGAAAAAAAAACAUUUUUACUGUUACUCGCGUUUUUAUCUAUUAGUUACUAUUCCCUCUGAGACCUCUUCAACACCUCUUUCUUCACCUCUUGCCAACAGGUGUUGAUGGAUGACGCAGGUUGGAAUUCAACGAAUACAGCGUGGCAAAAGGCUAAGGAUGAUGGCAUAAUAACGCAGGUAAAACAAUAGAAGAAGCUGUUUAAAAACCUCUCUCGCUUGUCUUUUAUUGAGAGUAGUUUAAAACUGAUGGGUUAUCGUUAUGUAAACUUUCUGCUUAGUGCACUUUCUCGACACUUCUGUCGCACUUUUUCCCCCUCCUCACUCAAACAGGUUUUUUAAUAACGCUUUAGCAGGAGCUUCAAUCUUGUUUCAUGUCCUCAUUCUUCACAGAUGGAAUGCUUUGUCGACAUGGCACCGGUUCCAAACUAUCAGUUCAUGGAUUUUCCGGAUAACCGAUCUUGGUGUGUAGGCUUCUUCAACGUAGAAGGCUGUCCAAGGUGGUUUGACGAAGAUAAGAAUCCGAAUGAGCCUGUGACACGAGUGAGGCCCAUUGAGUAUGAGUUGUAACACGUUUCGGAAGGACUUUGAACACGAGGUUUGGACGCAGUUCUUGGCAAUGGCAGGGUAAGCAUGUGGAUGGAGCACGGUGAUCGCUUUUCCUUCACGACCCUGAAGUAUGAUUGACAGCGCACUAUCUUGCUAUGUGUAAGAUGGGGAUAUUUGAGAAUACAGUCUUAGUACCUCUAAUGAAUGAGGACUCGAGAAUACAUUAGAAGCUUAUGCUUCCUGAAACAAACCGAACAAGAAAACUCGCAAUUGUUUCCCAUUGUAUUCCCUUUUCUCCAUGUGUCUGGUAACCCCGCAAUACAUUUUAAAGGUUCUUCUUGGUCGACGGUUUUUGCGUGGACCACAUACAUGACCAAACUCGCAUACUUAUAAAUAUAAAUGAGCAUUCGCGACGUUGCAUCUCUUUCGGAC